Molecule: messenger RNA, 1943 nt
Organism: Diospyros lotus (date-plum)
Lineage: Eukaryota; Viridiplantae; Streptophyta; Magnoliopsida; Ericales; Ebenaceae
Product: cyclin-D1-1-like
Exons: 6
Coding region: 127-1080 (317 amino acids)
Biological process (GO): mitotic cell cycle phase transition; regulation of cyclin-dependent protein serine/threonine kinase activity
Cellular component (GO): nucleus; cyclin-dependent protein kinase holoenzyme complex; cytoplasm
Molecular function (GO): cyclin-dependent protein serine/threonine kinase regulator activity
Source: RefSeq, a predicted model, not a curated record
CAACCUUCGAACUGAAACCUAGCCCUGGUCACUCCGGCGACUUCUCCGGCAACUUUCCGGCUGUUCUGCGACGAUUUCUUGAAGUCCAUACAGAUGGCGGGAGCAGUAUGAUACACAACCGUCAUCAUGUCAGUCUCGUGCUCCGAUGACCUACUGUGCAGCGAGGAUUCGGGAAUCUUGUCGGAAUGGUCGUCCUCAAACCUCGAGUCGCCGGCAGUAGCCGACGAAUGGAUUGCCGGAUUCAUUGAAGAUGAGAGGAACUAUGUGCCGGGCGUUGACUAUGUUGAACGGUUUCACUCUCAGCCGUUAGACGCAUCCGCUCGCGAGCAAUCCGUUGCGUGGAUUCUCAAGGUGCAGGCUUACUAUGGGUUCCAGCCGUUAACAGCGUAUCUCUCCGUCAACUACUUGGAUCGUUUCCUGUACUCUCGCCGCCUGCCGCAAACAAACGGGUGGCCAAUGCAACUUCUGUCUGUCGCUUGCUUGUCCGUAGCUGCAAAGAUGGAGGAACCUCUGGUUCCUUCUCUUUUGGAUCUUCAGGUGGAGGGUGCAAAAUUCAUUUUUGAGCCAAGAACAAUCCGUCGGAUGGAACUUCUUGUACUCAGUGUGCUCGAUUGGAGGCUGCGAUCCAUUACACCAUUCAGUUUUAUCAGUUACUUUGCUUACAAGCUAGACUCCACAGGAACUUUUUCUGCGCGUCUGAUUUCGAGGGCUACACAAAUUAUCCUGUCCAGUAUUCAAGAGGCCAGUCUUCUUGAAUACUGGCCGUCAUGCAUUGCUGCCGCAGCCAUUCUUUGUGCAGCCCGAGAUAUUCCAAGCUUUUCUCUUGUUAAUCCUGCACAUGCUGAAUCAUGGUGUGAAGGACUAAGCAAAGAGAAAAUCAUCAGCUGCUACCAGCUGAUGUACGAGCUUCCAGUUGAAAAUAGGCGAAGGAGGCCUCCAAGAGUUUUACCACAACUCCGGGUGACGUCUCGGGCGACAAUAGGGUCAGGUGACUCGUCAUUUUCAUCUUCGUCGUCAUCUUGUAAAAGGAGAAAACUAAACAAGAGCAUAUGGGUAGAUGACAAGGGAGGCUCUGAUUGAGGAAACAGUAGUAUACAAUAAAAGCAAAUGGUGGUCCAAGUUGCCUGGAGUCCUCUAUAUGUAUAUUGGAUGAUGUUAAAGAAAAAAAAAAAAAGUGACAGUGAGUGAUGUACAUGACUAAAGCAUACACUCUCUAUACGUGGGGGAGUUGGAGAUUUUUUUAAUUUUUUGGUGGGCACUGCCAUUGAUUACUGGCUUUGCUGAUUCCCAAGGGAAGGGGAUUUAGUACAUAAAAUUUUUGAGUGAUAAAUUGAGAGAGAGAGAGAGAGAGAGAGAGAAUAUUGUUCAAUAAUGUAGUAGUGGAGUGUGAAAGAAGUGGGGUGAUUGAAUUCAGAGGCAGCUUUGAUUACUGAAAAUCAAAAGGAUCGAGGAAAUGAUGGGACCAUGCCAUUGCGCAGUGGGUUCAAAGACAGAAAAUUUACGGUUGGCAAAUACAAGGGAUUCAAUUGAACUUUGAAGUUUGCGGAAUUCUUGGGAGAUUAGUCAAGCUUCACGUCUAGGCCACCAUCAUUGCCUCGACCCCAAUUUCAAAGGGAAGAAUUGGGUGCCAAGAAUAAUAAGGUAGCUCCACAUAAUAGACUUGGGAGUGGUACGUGUGUACAUUUGAUUAAUGUACUAUCCGCACGUGUGUGCGCGUGUGGUUUUUCUUUUCUUUUCUUUACCUUCACUUUUUUUUUUUUCCCUCUCUCUAUUUUGGAGAUUGAUUGCCUGUUCAUGUCCAAACAACGGUGAGGAUCCUUGAGUGCUUUUUUAUUUUUGCUUUUCAAUGGCCUAAAUUCGGCCUAACCAUACAAAGGUCUAUGGGGCCUUACUCAUGUGUGUUGUAUUUGGAUUCGUCCAUACCAAUUUAUAUAAUUUUGAUC